Molecule: messenger RNA, 1257 nt
Organism: Leptidea sinapis
Lineage: Eukaryota; Metazoa; Arthropoda; Insecta; Lepidoptera; Pieridae
Gene: Cyt-c1
Product: cytochrome c1, heme protein, mitochondrial
Exons: 7
Coding region: 56-982 (308 amino acids)
Biological process (GO): mitochondrial electron transport, ubiquinol to cytochrome c
Molecular function (GO): electron transfer activity; heme binding
Source: RefSeq, a predicted model, not a curated record
UUUUGAAAGAUUUAGUUGUCAUUUUGAAAUUCUUUCAUUACGACGUUUUACUAUCAUGGCGGCCGCCGUAGGUAGGAUUUGUGGGGCACGACUUUUGAAAAAUUACGGAUUAGUUGCCCCCCAGGUGUGUCAGCUGUCCACCAGUGCAAAAGGUUGGACGAAAAGCAGAAAAAUAUGGCUAUCAACAUUAGGAGUGGUGGGGGGCGGAGUUGGUGCUUUACUCUUUGCAUUAGAACAAUCAGUGCAAGCUUCUGGAACUGAAGCACAUCCUUACCAUCAGCCCUGGAGUCACAAUGGCUGGUUUAAUUCAUUUGACCAUGCCAGUGUCCGACGUGGUUACGAGGUUUACAAGCAAGUUUGCAAAGCAUGCCACUCUCUGCAAUAUAUAGCCUUCCGUAAUUUAGUUGGAGUGACCCACACUGAAGCCGAAGCCAAGGCUGAGGCUGCAGAAGUGAUGAUCAAAGAUGGACCGGAUGAAGAAGGAAACUAUUUCGAAAGGCCUGGAAAGCUAUCAGACUAUUUACCAUCUCCAUAUCCCAACGAGAAUGCUGCUCGUGCUGCCAAUAACGGGGCCUACCCACCGGAUUUGUCCCUAAUCGCAUUGGGACGCAAGGGCGGCGAAGACUAUAUCUUCGCACUGCUCACUGGCUACACAGACCCACCGGCCGGUGUUGCCCUUCGUGAGGGACAAAACUACAAUCCAUACUUUCCUGGUGGAGCCAUUUCCAUGGCUCAAGUUCUUUAUGACGAGGCUGCCGAGUACAGCGACGGGACGCCGGCGACAGCUUCGCAACUGGCGAAGGACGUGUCGACGUUCCUGAGAUGGUGCGGCGAACCAGAGCUGGAUGACCGCAGACUCAUGACCAUCAAAGUGAUUGGCAUGUGCUCCAUGUUAGCAGCCGUAGUGUACUACUACAAACGACACAAGUGGUCAACAAUGAAGUCCAGAAAACUAGCCUACAAACCCGUCUCUAAGAAAUAAAACUGUAGCAAAUAGCAUAUUAUUAAAAUGUUUUAGACAAUUUUUUUUUUCAAUAGGCACAGUUACAUGUUAUUAUGUUUAUAAUUAAAAUAAUUUAUUUUGUAAUCUGUCGACGUUUUGAUUUCCGUAUUACCAUUUACAACCUAUGGUUGAGUGAUAUGUUAUUUAUUGUUAUGGAUGGGGCACAGUCUACUAAACGGUAAUGCUGUGCUUAGUGAUAUUACCUGAAGCUGUCAAUCAAUGUACAGUCAAUAAAAGAGUUAUUGAUAAUCAGA